AUGCCCAAUGUAACAGGUCUCGAUGAGAUAUUCUCCGACGAGUCUAGCUUCUACGGCAACCCUGCAACCUCACCCGCUAACCCUGUUCCAGGCGAUGACGACGAACAAGCGCGUCUUUUGAACCUAGCAGCAACCUACGACCCGGAGCCUUUCUGGUCAGAAAUUCACCCACGGCUACUGUCAAAAAGGCAGCACGAGCUACAAGCUCCGCCUACACAAACUGAACCAGAGCCCAUGUCCCAAGAUGAUUCCCCAACUACCACAUUUCAACCCAAGGAUAGACGUGGGCCGAAAGAAUCCAUAACCUCCUUCUUGUCGCGUCUCCCACCAUCCACAACACCCGUUUCUGAAGCAGGGCCGUGGAUCUGGAUGUGGGGUCCCAAACCGCACGCCACGGAAGGAGGGGACGUUCCCGCCUUCACAAGAAAAGGAACCGAACUUCUGGAAGCCUACGAGGAAGAAAGUUCAAGGCUUCGCGCCGCACACGAAAAGUCCGGCGCGAAAACCACCGCCAGUCUAACCCGCAAACUGAACCCUCUACGCCGGACUCUGGAACAGAAUAUCUUCGAGCUAGCAAAAGAAACCGGCGUUACAUCGGGCAAGUGGAUGUUAUUCCCCUCCGUGAAUAACGUCGACUCAAUCUGGAAAACGGUGGUCACUGCCUUGGACGAAGGCAAGCUAGGCGAUGCGGCGAAAGUUGCUACGGAUGAUGGAUCGGGAGAUGUCCGGUUGAUCUGCGUAUACACGCGUGAUUUUUCGGAUAAAGAGGAUGUGAAGCGGGUUUUGAAGACGCUUGUUGAGACGGGUUUGGUGGAUAAGGAGUCUCGGCCCAUUUAUUACAAGUGCGAUGCUUAUACGUACUUGGAUAUCAAGUCGAAGAACGAGUAUGGGCUUAAGGCGAGCUUGUUCUCGAGUCGGGAUGUGCUUUCGGGGAAGGUCUGA
Penicillium cinerascens is the source of this 942-nucleotide messenger RNA. Its product is annotated as DUF1917 domain-containing protein. The record is from RefSeq and is a predicted model, not a curated record. The transcript has 2 exons. The coding region runs from base 1 to 942 and encodes 313 amino acids. NCBI's taxonomy places the organism in Eukaryota, Fungi, Ascomycota, Eurotiomycetes, Eurotiales, Aspergillaceae.